Chlamydomonas reinhardtii is the source of this 3412-nucleotide messenger RNA. RefSeq lists its product as uncharacterized. The record is from RefSeq and is a predicted model, not a curated record. The transcript has 16 exons. The coding region runs from base 374 to 2542 and encodes 722 amino acids. NCBI's taxonomy places the organism in Eukaryota, Viridiplantae, Chlorophyta, Chlorophyceae, Chlamydomonadales, Chlamydomonadaceae. Gene Ontology annotation, molecular function: N-acetylglucosamine-6-sulfatase activity; glycosaminoglycan binding.
GGAUGCGGAGAAAUAUAGCUGUCAGCGCCUGCGCAAAGCGCUCUUUGCUAGCACUGGCGCUCCUGCUACUUGUACCUUCAGACUACUUUACAAGCACUGAUUCUACAAAUAAAGAUGCAUCGACUCAGUCACAGUCACAACAAGUUGCCUCGGCGGGGCGAACCCAGGGUGCAUGGCGCUUCCUCGCAGCAGCCUCUGCUGCUGAAUUAGCAGAAGGAGAUCAGCCAUACGCGGGAGCAUCAAACCACGAAUCAGCCGAGUUCGAAGAGCUGCUCUCCUCGGCGCGGAGGCUGCAGCAGAGCAAGGCCCGCAGGCCUGUGCGACCCCGGCAAGGCGAGGCACGGAGGCCGACAUACACUUCCAGAGGGCGCACAUGGGGCGCGCUCCCCUACCUAUCCUGACCAACAGGCCGCCGGCGCCGAAGCCUCCGUCGCCCGCGCCGUCGCCUGCGCAACAGCCCAAGCCGGAGCCCCAGAGCAAGCCCAGCCCCAGCCCGGCCGGAGCCGGACCCGUGCGGCCCAACUUCGUCAUCAUCCUAACAGACGACCAGGACCUGCUGCUCAACUCCAGCCACCCCGCCCACAUGCCGCUGCUGCACCAGCACGUGGCGGGGCCCGGGCUGGCGCUGCGCAACUACAGCGUGUCCACCCCCACCUGCUGCCCCUCGCGCCUCAGCCUGCUCACAUCCAAAUUCGUGCACAACCACAACAUCACUGCCAACUACCUGCCGUACGGCGGUUACGAGCGCUUCGGCCAGAUGAUGAUGGCGGGCGCCCAGCAGCAGGGCUCGCAGGGCCCACAGGGGCCCCGGCAGCAGGGCCUCGGGCUGGACUCGAGCUGGCUGCCCACCCAGUUGCAGUCCGCCGGCUACAACACAUACCUGGUCGGCAAGUUCCUGAACGAGUUCACGCCCGCCGGCGCGGCCGGCUGCCCUCGCGGCUGGACGGCGCUUGACGCGCUGGUGGACCCCUGGGUCUACACCUACUUCGGGCCCGUGUUCAGCCGCGACUGCGACCCGCAGCUGCAGCGCUACGCCGACACCGAUUACAGCACAGACGUGAUACGGGACAAGGGGCUCGCAUACAUACGGGAGGCGGUGUCCUCGGGCCGGCCCUUCUUCCUGGAGCUGGCGCCCGUGGGCCCGCACGAGGCCUGCACCCAGGGCGAGUCCGGCCAGUGGUGCGGCGACCCGCUGCCGGCGCCGCGGCACGCCGGGCUGUUCCCCGGCGCCGCCAUCCCCUCCACACGCUCCUGGCUGACGCCGUUCCCGGACCCCGCCCUCACGGGCAAGCUGCAGCCGCCGCAGCGCGCGAGCAACGGCUCCGUGAUUGGGCCUUACCUGCCGCCCAGCGUGCGGCGCCUGAAGCAGCGGCAGCGGGCUCGGCUGCAGUCGCUUCAGGCCGUGGACGAGCUGGUGCGGGACGUGGUGCUGGAGCUGGCGGCCCAGGGCGUGCUGGAGAACACCUACGUCAUCUACAUGUCUGACAACGGGUACCACAUGGGGCAGCACAACGCCAACGCGGGCAAGUACAUGCCCUGGGAGGAGGACGUGCGGGUGCCCUUCUUCAUGCGCGGCCCCGGCGUGCCCAGCGGCCUGGUCAGUGACUACCCGGCCGCAGUGGUGGACGUGGCGGCCACCCUCAUAAACCUGGCAGGCCUGCCACUGCCGGCCGACUGGGACGGCUACCCGCUGCCGAUGCACCGCCUGACGCCGCCCGGAGCGCCGGGGCUGGACCCGCGGCCCUGGCAGUGGGAGCCCAGCGCCGCCGCCACCGCGUCCGGCUACUUCCGUGAGGCGGUCCCCAUUGAGAUGUGGGUCUUUCAGCCGGGCAACUCCUGCCACAAGCUCAACUACCGCAGCGUGCGCGUGUGCUCCAACUACCUGGCCUUUGGUAGCCCCGCGGCCUACCAGCAGGCCAUGGUUGACGCCGUGAACAACGCCGGCAGUACCACCUCCGGCGGCAGCGGCGGCGCGGCCGCGGGCUCCACUCUGGGCCUGGGCACGCUGCUGUUCGGGGCGGCCAGCCGCGACGCCGCGGGCGACACGCUGGGGACCAGCCUGGCGCCGCUGCUGAGCGCCCAGCAGCAGCAACAGCAGGGGCAGCAGCAGGGGCGGCAGCAGCAACCGGCCGUGGGCACCUGCUACAAGUACAACAUCUGGUGCUGGGGGCCGCGGGAGCUGUACGACAUCGGCCUGGAUCCCUACGAGACGCAGAACAGGUUCUCCGACCCCCAAGCUCAGCGCCUGAUCGGGCGGCUGGACGCACUACUCAACGUGAUGGGCUACUGCCGCGGCGCCCGCUGCCGGGAGGCGUACGGCGCCAUCCUGGCUACAGCCGCUGCCGGCAGUAGCAGCAGCAGUAGCAGCAGCCCUGGUAGCAGCAAUGUUGCUGGCGGCAAGAUGGUGGUGGCAAACUUCUCGGACCUGAUGGAUCCCAAGUACGACACGCUGUUUGCGGAGCUGCCGCGCUUCCAGUUCAAGAAAUGCAGCCCCGCGCUCAUACCCUCGCUGAACGAGGCGGCGUGGUACCGCGGGGAGUAGUUGGCUGUGGGGCCCUGGCUCGCCAAGCAGCCAAGGGGCUUCGCACGGUUGGAGGUGUGGGGCGUUCCAGGGCGUUGCAGCGCAGCGCACGCGUUAGUCGGAGAAGUACCAACUGGUGGGAAUGGAUGGACGAACACGGUAAGGGCUUAAAUGGGUGGUUGGGUCGUGCCCUCGUGUGCGAGAGGGUUUGCGAUUGGAGUUGAUCACAUCAGGUUACCGCAUCACACUUCGCCGGGAAUGCUGGGGGAAAUGUUGUGUACGGUACGCACGUCACGUGCCGUUGAUACUGUAUGUUGUUCCUGAAUUCAUGUUCGUAUUGAAAUGUUGACCCCUGCUUGAAGCGAACACGUCGCCGAGCAGCUUUAUUGCGGGCAAGCCAGUGCGCGGACACGCCCGCAGAGAAUGCGGGUGUGUCAGAACCAAACGGACGUUUUGCACCGUGACGAUGACGCGCGGUCCCCAUACCCUUUGUGCGUUGAUUUAUAUUCAUCACUCGUCAGAAGUAUAUCGGCGCGGUCAGGUAAUGUGUGGUGAUGCUGCGGCUGUGACAGUCAGCAUGGCGCGGCUGAGGCAACGUGUAUGUGUAUAAACGCGCAAGUACACGGGAGUAGGCUAGUGGGCCCUUGAGUGGGCCGAGCAGACCGUGCCUGUAUCCGUUGCCGGCAUCACAAGGACGAGCGGUCGGUUGCUAUGGUGGCGUGCCGGCAUAACGGUUGGACGCUGAGCCGAUAUGUGCCUGGCCCAUACCUGGCCAUGGCACGGGUCCCGACACGGGCUGCUCGCCCGGCACCCAUGCGGCUGCCCAUGCCGCUACGAAUGCACAGGCCGCAAGGCAUUGCGAUAGGUGACAGUCCUCUGACGAGCGUGGAC